Molecule: messenger RNA, 1233 nt
Organism: Alternaria burnsii
Lineage: Eukaryota; Fungi; Ascomycota; Dothideomycetes; Pleosporales; Pleosporaceae
Product: l-lactate dehydrogenase
Exons: 1
Coding region: 1-1233 (410 amino acids)
Molecular function (GO): FMN binding; oxidoreductase activity
Source: RefSeq, a predicted model, not a curated record
AUGUCUCAAACAAAGACCCCCCAUGACUUGAACUGCCUCACAAUCAGCGAACUCGAAAAGCUCGCCGCAGAGCGCAUGGACAAGCAAACCCGCGACUACUACAAUGAAGGCGCAGACUCUGGCUCCACCCUUCUCGAGAACAUCACCGCAUACCAGAAAUACCGCAUCCGACCACGCGUGCUCCGCGACAUCUCUUCCAUCGACACGACCGUAAAUGUCUUCGGACAUAAGAACAGCUUUCCCCUCGGCGUCGCGCCAACCGCAAUGCAAUGUCUUGCGCACGGCGACGGCGAACUGGCGACUGCGCGCGCGUGCAAGAACAUGGACAUCGUGAUGGGCUUGAGCAGUUUCAGCACGACAAGUCUGGAAGACGUCAAGGGAGCAUUAGGCGAACACCCAGGGGCCUUACAACUCUACCUUUUUGAAGACCGCGCGAAGAGCCAGAAGCUCAUCCAACGCGCGAAGAAAGCAGGCUACAAAGCCGUCAUGCUAACCGUUGACACCCCCGUCCUCGGUCGCCGGAAUCUAGAAAUCAGGAACCAGUUCAAACUGCCCAAACACCUCAAAGUCGCAAACUUCAACCAGGAGAACGAAGAUGACGACACACCGGUAAAAGAAGAAGAAGACAAGACCACCUCUGCAACAGCCGAAGCAAACGAGGCGCGAAAACGAAGUGAGCGACAACCGCCCAGCGGCCCAAUAACAUUCCACACGCACGCCCCCAACCCCACCCUCUGCUGGGAACGCGACAUAGCCUGGCUGAAAGAACAAUGCCACCCAGAAAUGCAAGUCUGGGUAAAAGGCGUCGCAACAGGCGAAGACGCACUCCUCGCCGUGCACCACGGCGUCGACGGCAUCGUCGUCUCCAACCACGGUGGCCGCCAGCUAAACGGCGCGCUAGCCACCAUCGAUGCGCUGCCUGAAGUCGUCGCCGCUGUUCGUUCACAGACUGGGACCUCUGGCAAGAAGAUUCCUGUGCAUGUUGAUGGCGGGAUUAGGCACGGGACAGAUGUCUUCAAGGCGUUGGCGCUGGGAGCGGAUUUCGUGUGGGUGGGACGGCCGGUUCUCUGGGGCUUGGCGUACAAGGGGCAGGAAGGUGUGGAGCUGGCGUUGAGGUUGCUUGGUGAUGAAUUUAGAUUGUGUAUGGGACUUGCGGGUGUGACGAGAGUUGAAGAUAUCGGGCACGAGUAUCUGGUCAAGAUGGAUAGGAGUGGAUUCGUUAGUCGGCUUUAA